AUGGACGAAGAGGAUUACGACAAAAAAAUGAAAAACAUCGUUAAUGAUAUGAUGACAUAUAAAAGAACAUUGAAGGAUCCAACGGCAACACUACUAAAAAAAUCCAACGAUAUCAUAGACAAAAUGGCGACACAGAACAUCAUCAACAAUAGCGAAAAGUACAAAUUGAAAUCAACAACUGCAAGAGCCCCCCGCAUUUAUGGACUACCGAAAGUCCACAAACAGGAUACACCACUAAGACCUAUCUGCUCAAAUAUAGACGCACCUGCCAAUAAGUUAUGCAAAUUCCUGGCAAACACGCUAAAAAAACUUACAGAAAAAUCUGUAUACAACGUUAAAGACUCCAUAGUUUUCAGAAAUAAAAUAUCAGACACACCAAUAUACGACGACGAGAUAAUGAUAUCCUUCGAUGUAGUCUCUCUGUUUCCAAGCGUACCUGUGGACUACGCUCUCAGGAUCAUCGAACAUAAAUGGGACGAUAUAGAAGAAUCUACCAAAUGGAAGAAGGAAUUUUUCAUAAACAGCCUGAAAUUUUGCAUAAAGGACACCCGUUACUUCAAAUAUAAGGAUCGAGUCUACACGCAACAAAAAGGACUACCUAUGGGAUCGCCACUUUCACCAAUAAUUGCAGACAUAAUGAUGGAGGACCUACUGGACGAAUGUAUGAAAAAAUUGACAACCAAACCUAGGCUAAUAACCAAAUAUGUUGACGAUAUAUUUGCCAUCAUCAAAAAGGACCAGGUGGACGUAACACUAGAAGCAUUGAACAGCUAUCACAAAAAUAUUAAAUUCACGAAGGAAGAAGAACAUGAGAACCGAUUACCGUACUUAGAUGCUCAACUCACAAGGACUAACAAC
Messenger RNA from Rhagoletis zephyria (snowberry fruit fly), 858 nucleotides. Its product is annotated as telomerase reverse transcriptase-like. The record is from RefSeq and is a predicted model, not a curated record. NCBI's taxonomy places the organism in Eukaryota, Metazoa, Arthropoda, Insecta, Diptera, Tephritidae.